AUGGACAGCGGUGAAGGCGAUAGCGGCACAUUCUGGGCUACUGUAGGUUUCCACGCUGUCCCGCUCGGGUGGAAUAUUCAGGGCCUGGCAUACAAACAUAGAGGUUCCGAAGCCUGUCAGGGUCUGCCUAUUCAGGCGGACCACAGCCGCGGCAAUGAGGACUUUUUUCUUCGUCACACUGGAACGAGCUUUUUGAGCGCAGAAUACUACUUCACCGAUAAUAUCGACAAGAGGGCUGCAGGACAACAGUGUGUGGGAUCGGAGCGAGUGUCUCGAUUGAGUCUUGAGGACGGAAGCAUGUAUGAUAUCGCUGACAUGUCUGACGAUGACCUCAAAGAGCUGAAGACAAGAUUCUCUAACAAGCAGUACUUAUAUGCCGUAAUAAACGGAACAGCUGCAGCAGAUUUGCCUCAACAUCCUCAUCUACAUCGAUUGAAGUAA
Molecule: messenger RNA, 441 nt
Organism: Fusarium oxysporum Fo47
Lineage: Eukaryota; Fungi; Ascomycota; Sordariomycetes; Hypocreales; Nectriaceae
Exons: 4
Coding region: 1-441 (146 amino acids)
Source: RefSeq, a predicted model, not a curated record